CAACGUCAGUCACGUCAUUUUCUGUUAUCUACGAGCAAUUCUAGCGAUAAGGGCGAAUUAUAAACAGUAAAAAUGGAUAAUAAACCAUCGCUGAGUCAAUAUUUCGGCGAUAAGGAAGUUCCUCCCGCCUCCCAGUUUUUCGAUGAAAUCGGGACAUCGCCCUCUGAUAUGAUACAGAGUAUUUAUUUAGGCGAAUCAGAAGGUAACCAAUCAACAUCAGGCAGCAUUUUUCCUCAAAACAUGAGUGCAUCUUUUAGUCAACAAAAAGUGCCUGAAGAGAUGACAUUUACGAAUGUUUUACCUACUGUGAGUGGUUCUACUGCGGUACCGGCGGCGAGUUUACCUGAUCCCUCGACGUUCUUCGACACUAUAGGCCCUGAACCUCAAAUAGUUCCCACUAAAAGUACUAUAGCUAGUCCUAGUAUACUUACAGAAGCAUUGGAUGGGUUAAGUAUUAAAAACCAACCUGUGGAUAAAGAGGCAGAUAGAAGGAGGGAUGCCUGGCUACCCAAUGAGGAAGCUAAGAAGACACUUAUGAAGGCUCAGUCGUCACCUAAAGGCUCGUUCUUCCCUGAGAGAGAAGUUCUCACAAUGCCAGGCCUAGUGCUUGAAGAGGAAUUGGCCGACGCACUUCAAGAGGUAGCAGUAAAGUACCUAGGAGUGAGCUCCGCUGGUAGCCGCGGCGUCGUCCGCGCGGAACAUGUGAGUCGCGACGAGGCGGGACUGAGGGAGCUACUGAGAACUGGGUAUCUGAGGGCUGCUAUUAAUCUUACACAUGUGUUGAUCAGUGCUGCUGGACAAGGUGUAGGCAGAAUGCAUCGUCCCACGAAACACACGCCGCGCUCCCUGCAGCUGUGGCUAACGAGGUUCGCGGUCAUGUUGAGGAUUAAACUGACUGAACCCUUGCUUAAAGAGGCUGAACCUUUCGGGGAUUUUAAUAAGCCUGAUAUGUUUUAUGAGUUCUACCCAGAUUCAUACGAAGGUCGCACGGGUAGUCUGGUACCGUUCUCGCUGCGACUGUUAGUCGCCGAACUGCCGGCACACGUCGGCAAGCCGGAGGAGGCUGUCGACAGACUGUAUGCUAUGCUCGACACUAUACAGACGAUGUUAUCAAACCUUCGUGAGGGUAAAACAGAAGAUGGUUCAGCCACAAUAUCAGAACAAGACAAGACUGAGUCUAUUCGUCUAUGGAUGGGCAGAGAGACUAGAGUCAAUCACUCUCUUGUCAACUGUGCUAUUGCUAUGAAGGACUACAGACAAGCAGCCCGCAUACUAACAACUCUACAACAGCAAUCAUCUUCUCCGGGACAGAAGCGAGCCAUAUGUUCCGCGCUAUGUCGCCUCUGGCUGUUAGCAGGACAUGUUAGAGCCGCCAUGACUUGCUUAGACAACGCCAGGGAAGCUAGGCAUCAUAUCUGCCCGACCCCGGACGUGAGAGAAUACGUGGACCUCGGGCUCAUCGACAUAGCGCACGGGAAAUAUCAGGAGGCGUACAAUAACUUUGCCAGAGCUGCCGACCAGGAACCCACUAAUAUUAUGGUAGCAAACAACUUAUCCGUCUGUCUACUAUACAUGGGUCGUCUAAAAGAAGCCAUUUCAGUAUUACAGAAAGCCAUAAAUUCAGACCCCGAAAGAGGUCUAAACGAGAGCCUUCUAAUUAACCUAUGUACGUUAUACGAGCUGGAAUCUUCAAAAACUAAUGAAAAGAAAAUUAAUUUGCUAAGAAUGUUAUGUAAAUAUAAAAGUGAUACAAUACCUAAUGUUUUAGAAUGUUUGAAAUUGUAGGUUAUAAUUUUUGGCGCGCAAUUAGCUCUUUCUGUAAUGAAAAGUAGGUUUUAUGUUAAUAAGGUAUGGCUGUAAGGUUCAAAGAAAAAAAAAAUGGUAAUAUUUAAUAAAAAAACUCAUAUUAUACUAAUUAUUGUAGAAGCGUUUUCGCAAAAGCGAAUUUGUCGCUUGGUUCUUCCGACAACAAAUAAAGAGCUAUCGUAGCGAAAGAUGUUUUCUAAAACCGCUCGUAAUUCGUAGCCCGUAGAAAAACCAAGAGAUAAAACUCGCUACUGCGAAAGUGCUGUAAUGCUUUUAAUCAAAAAUCUUAUCUUUGUAAAAAAAUCUGAAGUUGACAUUAUUUAAUUUUCUUAUAUUAGGCGGCCCCCUAGACUUGUAAACAUUGGGCAAUAUUGCAGGAAAAAUAUUGGUCGCUUAAAACAUUGCGCAAUGAAAUUGACCGUCUAGGGAGCGCCUUACAUAUAUUAUCAUAAAUAAAAUUGUUCUAUCAGCCGUGAAUUCCUUAGCAGAAAUUUUAAUAUAGAACAUGUAAAUAGUUAAUAAUAUAUUAUUUGUAUAUAAGAAUUUAAAUUGUGGAUGUGUGAUUAUGAUUAUAUCCCAAGACAACACACAAAAUUUAUUGAAAUAGCUAAUCUAAUAAAUAAAUCUAUGUAUAUUAAUACUCUACUGUAUAGUUAAAUUCUUUUCUAGGCUAAUUUAUGCAAUUGGAUAGCUGCUGAACUAGGGGCAGAUUGAAUAAUCGGCCCUGAAACUAUUAUAAACCAAUAAAAAACGCAUACAAUA
Helicoverpa zea (corn earworm) is the source of this 2568-nucleotide messenger RNA. RefSeq names its product trafficking protein particle complex subunit 12. Gene Ontology annotation, molecular function: protein binding. The coding region runs from base 73 to 1785 and encodes 570 amino acids. Lineage: Eukaryota; Metazoa; Arthropoda; Insecta; Lepidoptera; Noctuidae. Gene Ontology annotation, cellular component: TRAPP complex; Golgi apparatus. The transcript has 12 exons. The record is from RefSeq and is a predicted model, not a curated record.